Molecule: messenger RNA, 1419 nt
Organism: Aspergillus lentulus
Lineage: Eukaryota; Fungi; Ascomycota; Eurotiomycetes; Eurotiales; Aspergillaceae
Source: RefSeq, a predicted model, not a curated record
AUGCAACCACGCCUGCACUACGACGACGUCGCCUGGGAGAAAAGCGAAGCCGUCGCCGAUGGAUGGGUUCGCCAGUUUCUUGAACCCGACGUACUACGCCCAGUUGGUAAUUUCUUGCUCAGACACCACCGUCCUGGCGAUGCGGACGAAUUCAGCUUUCUGGGGAAAGGCGCAUACAACGUCUGUUUCCAGAUGAAGUACAAGCAUGCAAAAGCUGCCGUCAUGCGCUUCCCCCAGCCAGGUGCCACCAUGUUUCCUGAAGAGAAAGUCCGGAAUGAAGUCGCUAUUAUGCGAUACAUCCACGAUCAGACUUCCAUCCCCGUUCCUUUUGUCCACUACUGGGGGAUGAGGAAGGAGAGUCCGCUGGGAUUAGGUCCGUUUAUUAUUAUGGACUAUAUUGACCAUGAUACAAGCAUGUAUGAUGCUCUUAACACGCCUGGGUGCCCAAAGGAAGACCGUGGAAUUCUGGACCCGUAUAUCAGUGAGGCAAAAUUAGAGGCUUUGAUAGGGUCACUAGACCAGGUGGACGAUUUCACCUGGGAGGUGACACGUAGACCUUUAUCAAUGCCUAUGAAUGCUCUGGUUCAACUGGGAUCCUUGCCCCAAUCGAAAUUGCCAACCGCGACAUUCGACACCAAGUCCUCAUACUUUGAAGCCCUAGCAGAGCUGCACAUCGCUCACCUCAUCAACCAGCGCAAUGACGCAAUCGACUCAGCCGAAGACUGUCGGCGCAAGCUUGUUGCUCGAUAUCUUUUGCGCAAACUCGCCAGAGAACAUCGAUUAACAGAGCGGUGGCAUCCUUUGACAAAGGCACGUUCAAACUUUGACUGGGAAUUCGCGUAUGCCGCCCCAGUCGAAUUCUCCUUUGCGCCCCCGUGGUGGCUUUUGAUUGAAAAACCUGAUUACUGGCGCCAAGGUCUUGAUGAUUGGUGCAGCGAGUAUGACCGGCGCCUUCAAACCUUUCUCGGCGCGAUGAGGUACCAAGAGGACAAGGCAAUUGAACAGGGCUGGCUAAAGAGUAGCCAGCGGCUUUCUGGUCCGAUGCAAGAGAGCUGGGAGAGUGGAGACUUCUGGAUUGCGUAUGCGGCCAGGGAUAACUUUGCCUUUGACUUGAUAUACUGGCACAAGAUUGAUCAGCGAUUCUUUGGGCCGACCUCUUCUCCCAUAGACGAUGUUUGGAAGCAGAGACUUGAUUUCUUGGAGCCGGAAGACAGAGCUGAUAUCGAAAGAUUUGUGGCGAUAAAGCUCGAAGAGAUGAAUACUCGGCCAUUGGCUUGGGACCCGGACGAUUACAUCAAGGAGGUCGCAGAGAAAGUCCCUGAGGAUAACGCAGCCAACGGAGAUGAAAACGGUGCAACAGGAUAUGGAGCGGAUGACGGUGAUGUUGGCUUGGAUAAUCUGCCGGGAUUGUCUCUCUGA